AUGAAUCGACGGAGACUACCGACAUUUUUUCUCAUUCAAUGUUGUUUGAUACUGCCAAACGGCGGAAAUGCCUUUGUUCCAUGUAUGGCUCGACCUUCCGUUUUCCCAGUACCAGCACCUGAAUCAUCACCGGAUAUUAACACCCCGACGACUUCAGGUCUUCCCAAACGCCCAUCUGCGCUUUUUUACAAUCCACUGGAGUUUGACGACGAAUCCGAGGGAAAGGAAGGACGUAUGGAAUCGGUGCGACGACUUCAAAAGUCUUAUUAUGUCAAUGAGCCUGGAUUCGCACCUCUGCGGCAUGGCGUGCUUUCGAGCUUGCCCCUUUGGAUGGAAGACUAUACCGAACUCCCAGGAUUGCAACGCGUAAUGGAUGUUAGGGAUCCACAGCUGAUAAAUCUAGUGCUAAAGAUCGUGGCUGGACCAAAGCCCUGGUAUUUUGGACAUGUCAACAAGGAAGAUAGUGAUUAUGACGACGACAAUUCUUACGAUGAUGACGAAAUUUUGGAUUCCACGAUUGGAACCUUGAUGCAAAUAUCAGAUUAUUCCCUGGUUAAAGCCACUGGCAUUCUGGAGAUUGGAGUCCAAGCCCUGGGACGAUUUUGUGCCAUUGAGGGUACGACUCUCAAUGUGGCGGGAAUGAAGCAAGUCGGAGUCGAACUAUUGCCGGAUCUCGAGUUGGUGGAAGCCCACUAUCACAGUGCCAAGGAGGCCAUUGCAACCUUUGACUUGGCAUUGAAUCAAAAUGCAAAGGGGGCAGCAUGUGCGGGGGCUGUAGCUGAGGCGGCCGAAUGGCACGAAUACGAGUUUGAACCCAUGAAGUUGAAGGCAAAGAAUGGAAAUGCGGAUCAGGGGGUCUCUCGGUUGAAUGCCAAGGUGGAAUCUUCUUCUAAUACUGUGGUGUCAGACGCCAUGGAGGAAUAUCUGAUCCAAUCGCCAGAUGAUGCGCACGAAGGGGAAUGCAUGCUGAGUUUUGAUGACGACGAAGAAAAGGACGGCAGUUUGGAAGUUAGCGAGUUACCUCCAUUGGAAGAGACGACAAUGAUGAUCCAAACCUUUGGAUUGGAAAGAGAUGUGUGGAUCCAGCUAGACACUCUGCUGCACUACUUGCGUCUACUGGACCCCAAAACAAACACCAACAUGCCUAUUCCAUCACAGAUAUUGGCCCUACUUCCCAAAGAUCCACCAAAGCCGUGGCCCAAGACCUUUACCUUGACCAAAUACAAUCAAAAGAUGAAGAAUCUACAGUCACUAGUAUCACGGAACAAAUCCAAGUUGAUGCUAGACAAAAAGAUAAAGUUGGAUACCAUGGAAGCCGCUUCGGAUUAUCCAGCACUCCGACGGAGUCGACGCCUCAGUUACACAGUGUGGAUUCUAGUGGAGGAUUUGAUGUCCGCGUACAGUGAUCUAAUCGGCACACAACGCAUGAUAUUGUCAAGACAGGACAUCUUGGAGAUGACAAGCAUCUCCCAACGCUUGUUCCUGGCUAGGCGGAAACUGGAGGAGAUAAACACUGUUUUGUCCAAAGUGGUGGGCGACGAAGAAGUAUAG
This is a messenger RNA of Cylindrotheca closterium, 1551 nucleotides long. Lineage: Eukaryota; Bacillariophyta; Bacillariophyceae; Bacillariales; Bacillariaceae. The record is from the annotation of a GenBank genome assembly.